Molecule: messenger RNA, 13300 nt
Organism: Pelobates cultripes (western spadefoot toad)
Lineage: Eukaryota; Metazoa; Chordata; Amphibia; Anura; Pelobatidae
Source: the annotation of a GenBank genome assembly
AUGGAGGGAGGCAGGAAAGACGAAGCGGGGCGAGCGUUGAAAAAGAGACCCGGACCCGAAGCUGAACGGAUGGGCCCGGCCGGCGGCGCGGCCCCGCUCCCCCCCCAGGCCGGUGGGGGUUAUCACGGCCACAUGGUGAUGAUCUCCACGGAGGCCCGUGCGGGUCGAUCACCUACACUGGCAAAGGCUCCCAGGAACAGCCCGCCAGCAGAUAAGGGCAGAUGGAAUACAAGCACGCACGAAGUGGACUACCUACCUUUAUGUGGAGGCUUCUGUAUGAGGCCCGAGGGGCCCCGACGGCUGUCGGCCCACGGACGGACACCCCGGAGGGCCUGCCCCUUGGUGACGAUACUGGACCCUGCAUCUGGGUUUCUGGGUGGCUCGGAGAAGGAUGUCCCUGACGCAGUGAGUCCUGUGGGGCCAGAGGGCUCUGAACCCCUCCGGUUUACCGGUGACCGGGAGGGAGGAGGCGCACCGGCUCUAAGUGUGAGGCCUGCGCUGGGUGAGACUCGUGGGCCCAGAUGUUAUCUGGCAGCGCAAACGACGCCGGGGAGGUGCAGGGGACGGAGAGUGCUGGGACUUUUGUGGGGGGUCUCAUGGACUGACCCGGACCCCGAGUGCCCACGGCAUCGCAGAGCGCCCCGAGGGGGCCUGAGUCCAAGGGGUGGACAGACGGAAGACCGACACCCUGAGGGACCGUACCGAUCCGGUAUGCAGAUAGCUUACAGUUAUAUAAUUCAGCACAACAUGCACCGCUGACAACUACGGGACUAUACCUAUAAGCAAGCUCACGUGCAAUUCUGGACACCUGAGCAGCUUCUCAACUGAGCUUUGAUACAUAUAAAGAUUGACAGGGGGGCUUUUAUACAUGUUCUCAGUUAAUACCAUUUCAAUGCGAAAAAAAAAUAAAAAAAAAAAUAAUAAUUUUUUUAAGGAAUAGCCCGCAACCUAUGUUUUAACAGCUGCAUGCAGUCCGCAUCUAUUCCGCUUACAUGAUGCUGUAUCUAACUUACCAAUUGAAUGUGCAGUAAAUGCUAAAAUGCCCAUAAGGGCCAAAGGUAGACACUGAUAAAUAUGUAUCCACUGACUGCCGCACGAGAGUCGGGACAGUCGCCUAUAACUGUAUACCUGAUAUCCAAAUAGCUUUAGUAUUGAUUAAGGCGACAAAUUGCAAACAAAUACGCUCUUUAUGCUGAAAGUUGAAAAAGUUUUGAUACCUUAAAUUGUUACUUAAUGUCAGACCCUAACUAGCAAGCUAAUCCGUUUGCCUCUACAUGGGAGACAAUCCGCAUUUACUAAUUAGCACACACGCAGCACUGGUAUACACCAGAUAACAUAAAACACUUACUUAACGCUAUAAUCGAAAUAAUAAGGCAACACAGUACAUAAGAGUAUAAAACAUAAAGCAACCACAUACGAACACAAACACAAGACAGGACGAUGUCGCCGAUACGCAGGCAACCAAAUGCAUACGCAGUGUCAAACCAUUGUCUGUCAACACAAAACACUUACUUAACGCUAGAAUCGAAAUAAUAUAGCAAUACGGCACAUGAGAGUAUAAAACACAAUGCAACCACAUGUGAACACAAACACAUGACAAGACAAUUUCGCCUCCACGCGGGCAACUAAAUGUAUAUGUAAAACAGGAUAAGCUAAACAGGCUAAGACGGAUCCGCCUCUGCGUAGGCAACCAAAAUUAUAUACUGUGUUGAACCAAUGCUUAAGCCCCUGCGUGGGCACCACUUGCUUUAUUACAAAUCAGUUUGACGUAUGAACCUAUGUUUUUGUUUAAAGACAUGUUAAGCUAAACAGGCUAAGACGGAUCCGCCUCUGCGCAGGCAACCAAAAGUAUAUACUGUGUUGAACCAAUGCUUAAGCCCCUGCGUGGGCAAUCACUUGCUUUAUUACAAAUCAGUUUGACGUAUGAACCUAUGUUAUGCAUACAAUAAAAAUAUUCAAAACAAAAAGAUGAAAAAAGAAUGUAUCAAGUUCAAGUUCAACCUUGAAACCCAUUAUUUUAUGCUAAUGAUCCAAAAGAAGACAAAAAAACAACUGUAGCUAUCAAAAAAAUACUUUUGACUCCAUAAUCCAUUUCUUCUUGGAUCAACAACAUGUUCACAUACAUAUUUAUAUCCUUAAAUAUAUUGUUUAUGCAAAAAACUAUGCAAACUUUUUAAAUUUUUUUUUUACUAAAAACAAAUAUCUAUAGAAUCUAAUAAGACAAUCAUAAUCUAUCUGCAUACUGUUGCCCAGUGUUCGAUGUAUAAUUGUGCUCAAGUCUUUUUUAUUUAAUGUUGUUUUAUUUAUUUUUAUUUAAUGUUAUCCCUAACGAGUUGUUAUGAGGGUUGAAGUCUCUGGGCAUUGUCAUACUUUUAGGGGCUAAACAGUUUUUAAAUGUUUCAACACAUAAGUUGUUCCACUGAGCAACUGUCUUCUCUGCCUCAUCUACCCUUCCUCCAGCCAUUGUUCACUCCAGGAAGGAUUGUCUUGGUGAUUUGACACUCUCAGCCUAUCACUGGUCACUCAUUAUGAUUUAUAGUACAUGACUUCAGCCCCCAUAACAAAUUUAUUGAGAGUAAGUUGUUAUAGGACCCAGUCAGGUAUAUAUGUCCCUUUAAACUGGUCUGCAUGGAACUUGUAAUGUUACACUCUUUUCUACCUAAGUUUAAUUCAUACAUUAUUACUUUUAUAGAACAGUAUCUUUAUGCAAAGAGCAUGUGAAGAUAAGCUUUCAUUGUUGAAGAAUCAAGACAUAGCUGCAUGCUGUGCUAAAAAAGAUCCAGAUACAAAUAAAUGUUUCCAAGAAGUCCAAGGUGGUCUUUCUGAAAAUAUGUCUGAACGCAACAAAUUAAUCCCAUACUGGAAACUGUGUAUGUUAUAUAUUACUGAUCAGAGAACUUUUGUGGAACAGUAAGUUUAUUCAACCCCUUCCAUGCCACCCUGAAGGUAGUGGGCAUGGAAAAUCCUUUACUUUUGGUACAAGAAGGGUUCAAUCUUUGGCCAACAAGAACUGUUAACUGGGGUCAUAUUUAGUGGUCCAACACUGACAGGUAAGCUGUAUGCAGCACUCAAAGUAAGCCUGCAUACAGCACUUUAAAUGAUGAACACUAUAGUUAAAACUAUAGUGAAAACUCAAUGAUGACAAUUUACGAAUUGGUACAAAUACCCAAGGAAGAACCUUUAAAGAAAAACACCAUGAUAAUUUUGUUUGACAUGCAAAGUACAAGCAAAUGUACACUAACAUAUGCACAAUUUUAAAAUGUAGAGAUAUCACUAGUGUCAAUAGAAUUAGUCUUCAUUGGGUUCUGUGUUUAUGUGGAACUUUUUCAGUUUAAGUAGUUGUGUGAUUGCAUUGCCUAAUUCCAUAAAUCACUACUAAGAGUGUAUAUAAUUUAAAAUAGUUAAGCUAUUUUUAGUAAUGUCCACAGAACAAUUUAAUUUGAAUUUGAAUAAGGUGCAUUUUAAGGCUCUUAGUAUCUAUAUUUUUUCUGUAUGGAGUGUGCUGUGCUAUAAAAUCUUUUGGGGGUGCUAAUGUGUCAUGAGAAGAGCAUCCAAGUGCAAUUAUGUGAUAAUGUAACUCUUUGCUUCUCACUGCUUGUUCUUGCUCAUGUUGAAAGGCCACCAAAUGCAUUUUUUGGCUACAACUGACCCAGUUAAUGUUAUAAUUCUUCUUUAUAGACAAAUAUAUAAGUUUUCAAGACAAUACCGGAAAUGUCCUUCCAAGUUAAUGUCUCGAAUAAUAAUAACAUCAACACAAUUAUACACUAGCUGCUGCAAAGACGCAGCAUUGUUUAAAUGCUUCAUUGAAAUGGUAAGUAAUGGACUUGAUGUGAUCUCAAUGGAAAAAUUAAUAAAAGAUAAUGCAAAGAAUGUAAAGAAUGUUUCAGAUAAUAUAUGUCAUCUGGUCACAAUGAAGUUUCACAGUUUGGAGUGUAUAGAGCUUACUUUCUGUGUCAAUAGUAUAAAUUAUAAAAUUUCAAAGAAAAUACAUUUUUUUGUUAGAGCUCAGUAAAACAGGGAGUAAUAAUGCAAAAUGUUGUAAAUCACGAGAAAAUAAAUAACUACUUGGACUCUACUUUUCUAGAUGUUUAGAGAACUAAAGAAAUACUAUUGCAGUAGUAUACAAAACUGUACUCCUUACCCUAUGGCAUUCCUUUCCCUUUGCAAUUCUUAGCAAUCCUUAGCAAUCCUGGUGUUGAAAGGAUUAAAAUCCUUUAUUUUACUUACCUCUUUCCAGGACCAAGGUCCCUUCACGCUGGACCGCUCUGCUCUUCCAGCGACAUCACGGGGGACGCAUUAGCCCAUCCCCAUGUGGAAUCAAUGCUUUUCUUUGGGGAGUUUAAAGACACUGUACGUCCAAAUAUAAAGUGUGAGGAUGUUAAAUGUCAUUUCAUGGAGUUAAACUUAUUGAAAAUGCAGGAAGCGCCUCUAGUGGAUGUAUGGAAGCCACUGGAGGAUUUCUUAACCCUGCUGUAUUACCAUUUCUCUGACACUACAAUGUUUUACACUGAAGGGUUAAGGGACCAGGGGCCCUUCACCCAGACCACUUCAAUGAGAGGAAGUGGUCUGGGUGUCUAUAGUGUCACUUUAAUCAAUAAUAAAAGCAGGGCCUUUUUGAUAUUUAGUGAUCAUAGUACAUAGGCAAAAUGGCGGUCUCCCUGCAUUUUUGUUGUUUUAUGUUUAAUGACUUUGGUUUGUUUCUUAAAUAUGUGCCCUCUUCUAUAACAGGAAUUGCAUCUUCAGAACACAAUACAAAAUCUAAUAAAGGACAGCAAUAUAAUAUGUAAAGAAUAUAACAAUACUGGAGAAGUAAAGACCAUACUCUGGUAAGAGUUUUUUCAGUGUUUUUAAUAUCUUCUAUACAGAUUUUAUCUAUGCUCUUUAAAACAAAGUACAACACCAGUUUUACACAGCGUGGGACAGUAGUUCCCCCCCCUCAUUAUCAUUAUGGCCCCCACCUGCCGCCCAGGGGUGGGGGCCAUAGGGGGGGUGGACAGUAGGCCCCCCCUCAUUAUCAUUAUGGCCCCCACCCGCCGCUCAGGUGUUAGGGCCGGGGGGGGCAGUGGGUCCCCCCAUUAUCAUUAUGGCCCCCACCCGCCGGCCAGGGGUGGGGGCCGGGCGGGGGGCAGUAGGUCCCCCUCCCAUUAUCAUUAUGGUCCCCACCCACCGCACAGGGGUGGGGGCCAGGGGGGGACAUUAGGUCUCCCCCCUUAUUUUACUUUAGGGCCCCCACCCGUCGUUUAGGGGUGGGGUCCAAUAGUUUAUUUUUUAUUUUUUUUACAGUGAGCAGCCACAGGCUGCUGAUUGUUUACCAGACAUGCCCCUACUCGUGGUAUAGCGAGUAGGGGCAUAUUAUUUACUAAUACUAAGUAACCUUUACUCAGCAUUAGUAAAGUUGGCUGAAAGACCAAUUUAGGUCUUUCAGCCUUUUAGCAGAUAACUCCCUGAUACCGUGGGAAUUAGGGAGUUAUCUACUAAGCGGCUGCAAGAUGCAGCCACAGCACAAAUAGGAUCAGAGUUUCAUUCAUUCGAAAAUGCCGAAUUGCGUUCUAAAACAAACGAACAUACUGUUCUCAUUCAGUUAGAACGCAAUUCGGCAGUUUCAGCUAAAAUGACAGGGAGCAUCGCGGGAACACAGAGGAAAGGUAAGGAUCAUGGGAAAAUUGCUCUGACCAGCGGAAAUGAAGCACACUUUGCUCCUCCGCUGGUCAGAGCUGGUCAAGCGAAGGAAUCCUCCAUAAGGCGAAGAGUCCCUACUUUGUCUUAUGAUUUUAAAGAAAACUAAAGAAGACAGGAAGAAAAGAACAGACCCUGAGAGAGGGGGAGAAGAGGAAGAGAUUGAGGAAAGGUAAGUUCGGCAUGACAGUGCCGCUUUAACUAUCCACAGACUUCAGGUGGAAGGAGUUUUCAAUCACAAUUUUUCCCCAACAUAACCUAUUUGUAUUUUGCUUCCCAAGCACUACCAAGCCUCAAUAAGCAAACCAGUAACUGACCUCAUGCUGAUGAGUUGCAUUAACAACGAAACAGCUGUCCUUGAGUAGUUUACUGACUUUGCAUCUUUUCCUAAGUUGUGUUUCAACUGUUGUAUACAGCAAACACAGACUAAAAGGAAUCCAUGUUUAAAAUGGAUUGAGGCAAAAAUGUGAUUCUUUGUUAAGCUAAUUUGCAUAUGCCCACCCAGAAUCCUUUGCGGUAGUAACAUCACUGAAGAUUUGUGAUUUCUGUGGGAAAAGCAAGUCUUAUGGCUUGACUGGUGUGCAGAUAUUUGUUUAACAUUGUAUUAACUAUAUAUCUAUUACCUUUUUAUUUAUUUAUUUAAAACUUUUUUUUUACUUUUUCCACCAGCAGGGUGACUGCCUGUCAGUUCAGUCACUCCCCCUGCUGGAAGCACUGUGGACACCUAUUGUGGCCAUGUGACCGCUCUUUUAGAGCAUUCCCAUGGCCCCUGGGGGUCCUAAAUUGGAGAAGACUGAUCGCUGGUGGGGGAAUGGGGGCGAUCAGUAAGUACAUUGGAAGGGAGAUGGCUUCCGAUGCUCUGCCUCACUGCCGGGCUCCACGUGAAGCAACCUGGAAGUGAUCGCUCAGGGGGGAGUGAUCCCCGGUGUUCUCCGGCGGCCACCAGCAGUGAGGGGGGUAGGCAGUGAUGCCUCAACAUCGAGGCAUUGCUACAAUACCAUUAGAGCUGGUGGAAGCGAUCAUGAUCACUUCCAGUGCUUUAAUUCACCGUGAAUGUAUCAGGUACGUCCCCGGUCCUUAAGGACCGUUUUUUGUCGGACGUACCUUAUACGUCCAUGGUCACUAAGGGGUUAACCAAUCAUUGUUAACAGGAGUAGUCCCAGAAGAUUGGAAGUUAGCGAAUGUUGUGCCUAUUCACAAGAAAGGUAGUAGUGAGGAGUCGGGCAACUAUAGACCAGUAAGCCUUACUUCAGUAGUGGGGAAAGUAAUGGAAACCAUGUUAAAGGAUAGGAUUGUUGAACAUCUAAAAUCACAUGGAUUUCAAGAUCAGAGACAACAUGGGUUUACUUCAGGGAGAUCAUGCCAAACUAAUCUUAUUGAUUUUUUUUAAUUGGGUAACUAAAAUAAUAGAUCAGGGUGGUGCAGGCGACAUUGCUUACCUAGAUUUCAGUAAGGCUUUUGACACUGUUGCACAUAGAAGGCUUAUCAAUAAACUGCAAUCUUUAAGUGUGGAUUCCAAUAUUGUUGAAUGGGUAAGAUAGUGGCUGAAUGACAUGCAACAGAGGGUUGUAGUCAAUGGAGUAUAUUCAAAGCAUGGUCUUGUCACCAGUGGGGUACCUCAGGAAUCUUUACUUGGACCCAUUCUCUUUAAUAUUUUUUAUUAGUGAUAUUGCAGAAGGUCUUGAUGGUCGGGUAUGUCUUUUUGCUGAUGAUACUAAGAUAUGUAACAGGGUUGAUGUUCCAGGAGGGAUAAAACAAAUGACAAAUGAUUUAGGUAAACUAGAAAAAUGGUCCGAGUUGUGGUAACUGACAUUUAAUGUGGAUAAGUGCAAGAUAAUGCAUCUUGGACGAAUAAACCCAAGGGCAGAGUACAUAGUUACAUAGUUACAUAGUUACAUAGCUGAAAAGAGACUUGCGUCCAUCAAGUUCAGCCUACCUCACAUUUGUUUUUUGCUGUUGAUCCAAAAGAAGGCAAAAAAAAACCAGUUUGAAGCACAAUUUUGCAACAAACUAGGAAAAAAAUUCCUUCUUGACCCCAGAAUGGCAGUCAGAUUUAUCCUUGGAUCAAGCAGUUAUUACCCUACAUUGAAAGAUUAUAUCCUUGAAUAUUCUGUUCUUGCAAGUAUGCAUCUAGUAGCCGUUUGAACAUCUGUAUGGACUCUGAUAAAACCACUUCCUCAGGCAGAGAAUUCCACAUUCUGAUUGUUCUUACAGUAAAAAAACCUUUCCUUUGCCUUAGACGAAAUCUUCUUUCUUCCAGUCUAAACUCAUGGCCUCGUGUCCUAUGUAAAGUCCGGUUUGUGAAUAGAUUUCCACACAAUGGUUUGUAUUGGCCACGAAUAUAUUUGUAUAAUGUUAUCAUAUCCCCUCUCAGGCGACGUUUUUCUAAACUAAAUAGGUUUAAAUUUGUUAACCUUUCUUCAUAGCCGAUAUGUUACAUUCCUUUUAUUAAUUUUGUAGCCCGCCUCUGCACUUUUUCUAGUACAGAAUAUUUGAUAGAGUCCUAACCUCAACAUCUGAGGAAAAGGAUUUAAGGGUGAUUAUUUCUGAUGACUUACAGGUAGGCAGACAAUGUAAUAGCUAUGAAACACACAAGUAAUAUUAUGGCGCUGAAUCAAUUGAUAUUACUAAAUAUAUAACAAGCAGCACUAUAUACAGUGAAAAAGUUAAAUCAAGUGUAACUAUACCAAAUCAAAAAAGUAAAGUGCGCUGUGCCUUUAAGACCAAAAUGAGUAAUUAAAUAAGUGGGAAUAACAUGUGCAAUAUUGAAUAGCAAAAAGUGACCAAGUGCAUUUGUGCAAAACCACACUUAUAAAUGUGUAUAUAUAUAUUACAAACGUAGUGCAAUAUACAAUAAAAAUUGUACUUAGCUUUCCCACUUGGAAUAUACCUUAAUCUUGUAUCGUUAAUUUAAAUAUAGAUCUCAAAAAAACAAAGGGGGAAAUACAAAAUCAUAGGAUAGUAUGUUUGAAUAUAAUCUAUGUAAAAUAUGAAUGAAAACACUCACAAGGGUAGAGCAAUUUAGUCUGCUCUGAACUUUGAUGGCAUCUAGUGCAACAUAUGCAAACUGGAAGCUGUGGUGACGGUUGAAAUCUUUAUUGACACUUUCAGAAUUAAAAACUGCUCCACAGGCUGAAAAGUCCCUUUAUUCCAUAUAUCCUCCGCUUUCACUGUGCUGUGAUGGUUUGUAGGCUCUCCUGGUCCAAGCGCCGGCUUGCUGGACUCUGAGUGCCGAAAUCAGUCUUUCACAAUCAAACACUUCCGGGAGGCGGGGCUUUCGGCCGUUGAGCGUAAUGACGUAAUUACGUCAAAAACGUGAUGACGCGUUUCGUCGAUACGCUCGGCUUCAUCAGAUCCAUCUUUUGACUCACCACAGUCUCUAUUUAAGUCCCAUUCAAGGGCAUGUUUGCCCAAAUCAGUUCACAAGAUUGUCUCUCUAAUUGGCUUAUUGCUAAUGCCUAAUUUGCAUGCUUAAUAAACUUAAUCAUGUGCAAAUCAACCGCAGGGUAUUAUUCACUAAAAUGCUAAAAGGCACCAGAUAUAAUUAUACUCAAAUAUCAAGUGAGAUACAGACACAUUCUAACAGUAUUAAAAAUAAAAAUAAGAUUUUUUAGUAUUAAUAAUAAUAAUAGCACUAAUGUUUUAAAUGGAAUAGCCUUCCAGCUGAAGUGGUAAAGUUUAACACAGUGAAGGAGUUUAAGCAUGUGUGGGGUGCGAUAGGCAUAGAUGGGCCCAAUGGUUCUUAUCUGCCGUCACAUUGCCAUAGGUUCUUCCUUAAUAUAUACGGAGGAGAAAUAUUUAUUUAAAAUGUCUUCCUUUUUCUGGUCUUCAUUAACUAACACAACCUUCCCGGUUUUUAGUAUACCUACACUUUCAUUUUUUUUUUUUUUUUUAGAAUUUAUGUAUUUAAAAAAUGCUUUGGGGUUUGUUUUGCUCUCUUUGGCUAUCAUUUUCUCAUUUUGAAGUUUAGCAAAUCUAAUUGCCUUUUUGCACACAUUAUUGGCUUCCUUAUAUCUUUUAUAGGAUGCCUCUGAUUUGUCUGAUUUAAAGGCUUUGAAUGCCCUUUUCUUAUUUUGAAUUUCUUGAUUCACUUUCCCACUAAGCCACAGAAUUUACUCUAAUUGAACAUCCCAUAUAUUUCAACAUGUUAGAUAAACUCCGGACACCUAUUACGUCUGCAGGAAGUUCCACUAGAAUUGUGCUUGUCAUGUCAUUGUUUUAUUAUUUAUGAGCCCACUGUAUAGUAGUUGGAGUUAAAGGAAGUCUACAGGGAGUGCAGAAUUAUUAGGCAAAUUAGUAUUUUGACCACAUCAUCCUCUUUAUGCAUGUUGUCUUACUCCAAGCUGUAUAGGCUCGAAAGCCUACUACCAAUUAAGCAUAUUAGGUGAUGUGCAUCUCUGUAAUGAGAAGGGGUGUGGUCUAAUGACAUCAACACCCUAUAUCAGGUGUGCAUAAUUAUUAGGCAACUUCCUUUCCUUUGGCAAAAUGGGUCAAAAGAAGGACUUGACAGGCUCAGAAAAGUCAAAAAUAGUGAGAUAUCUUGCAGAGGGAUGCAGCACUCUUAAAAUUGCAAAGCUUCUGAAGCGUGAUCAUCGAACAAUCAAGCGUUUCAUUCAAAAUAGUCAACAGGGUCGCAAGAAGCGUGUGGAAAAACCAAGGUGCAAAAUAACCGCCCAUGAACUGAGAAAAGUCAAGCGUGCAGCUGCCACGAUGCCACUUGCCACCAGUUUGGCCAUAUUUCAGAGCUGCAACAUCACUGGAGUGCCCAAAAGCACAAGGUGUGCAAUACUCAGAGACAUGGCCAAGGUAAGAAAGGCUGAAAGACGACCACCACUGAACAAGACACACAAGCUGAAACGUCAAGACUGGGCCAAGAAAUAUCUCAAGACUGAUUUUUCUAAGGUUUUAUGGACUGAUGAAAUGAGAGUGAGUCUUGAUGGGCCAGAUGGAUGGGCCCGUGGCUGGAUUGGUAAAGGGCAGAGAGCUCCAGUCCGACUCAGACGCCAGCAAGGUGGAGGUGGAGUACUGGUUUGGGCUGGUAUCAUCAAAGAUGAGCUUGUGGGGCCUUUUCGGGUUGAGGAUGGAGUCAAGCUCAACUCCCAGUCCUACUGCCAGUUCCUGGAAGACACCUUCUUCAAGCAGUGGUACAGGAAGAAGUCUGCAUCCUUCAAGAAAAAACAUGAUUUUCAUGCAGGACAAUGCUCCAUCACACGCGUCCAAGUACUCCACAGCGUGGCUGGCAAGAAAGGGUAUAAAAGAAGAAAAUCUAAUGACAUGGCCUCCUUGUUCACCUGAUCUGAACCCCAUUGAGAACCUGUGGUCCAUCAUCAAAUGUGAGAUUUACAAGGAGGGAAAACAGUACACCUCUCUGAACAGUGUCUGGGAGGCUGUGGUUGCUGCUGCACGCAAUGUUGAUGGUGAACAGAUCAAAACACUGACAGAAUCCAUGGAUGGCAGGCUUUUGAGUGUCCUUGCAAAGAAAGGUGGCUAUAUUGGUCACUGAUUUGUUUUUGUUUUGUUUUUGAAUGUCAGAAAUGUAUAUUUGUGAAUGUUGAGAUGUUAUAUUGGUUUCACUGGUAAUAAUAAAUAAUUGAAAUGGGUAUAUAUUUGUUUUUUGUUAAGUUGCCUAAUAAUUAUGCACAGUAAUAGUCACCUGCACACACAGAUAUCCCCCUAACAUAGCUAUAACUAAAAACAAACUAAAAACUACUUCCAAAAAUAUUCAGCUUUGAUAUUAAUGAGUUUUUUGGGUUCAUUGAGAACAUGGUUGUUGUUCAAUAAUAAAAUUAAUCCUCAAAAAUACAACUUGCCUAAUAAUUCUGCACUCCCUAUAUAUGUGAACAAAUGCUGUAAUGCUAUUAUUGUACUAGUAAAAUGUUCUCAUUGGCUUAGAGGCAUUCAGUAAUUCUGUUUUGCUAUUUAUUUUCUCACUGAAGGGGGAUACAAUAUUUCACGUCACUUCAUCCGAAAGGUUCAAUGACACAAGCUGUUGAAUUUGCAAAUUCAUAUGAACAACUUUCUUCUAACUGCUGUAACAAAACAUUUUGGACCGCUGACUGUUUUUUGGAUGAAGUAAGUUGUAAUUUUCAUGAUUCACAUAUCUUUCAUAGUUUAUAAAUACUGUGAAAGACCAUAUAAUGUAACUCUUAGGAGGCUCAUGUUUUUGAAAGAUCUAUGAGGUUGCCAUUAUUUUCAGUAUAUAAGCAUAUUGUAUUGUAUGUGACAAGAACUGAGUGAACACUACUCUCUACUGGCCAAACCCUUGUACUACAGCUACAUACAGAAUAAAUGCAUAAGCCAUUAAAAAUGGUUAUUGAUUCAUUCUGUGAUUUGAAAGCAUCCAAAACAUAGUUAUAAUUUGUUACAAUGUAACAAAUAAUCCUUUAUGCCACAUUAAAAAUGAUCUUUAUAGGGGCGGAGCUUAGCCACUGAACCGAGCGGAUGCCAUUCCUGGGUGCUCUGGCAAAACGGAGGAAAAUCAAUGGCAAUCAUAGCCUUACAAGCCAAAUCAGCCCAAGAGACCAACAGGCAGAGCAAGAGGGUAGCACCAGCGACCGACUGAUGCCCUUUUUAUUCCCGCAGAUGGGCAGGAAGGUGCAAGGUAAAGUUAAGGUCUACCUCGCUUACGCGGCCUUUGGAUCAGCGCUGCACAAUGUAGUGUACUCCAUCACUACACCACUCAUGGAGAACGGGACAUCCAAAACCUCAUUAGACAUGGUACAGUAAUCCCAGCGAAUAGCUACAGGUGCGUGUAAAGACACCAGCAGCAUAAGCACAAUGCUGCAGCGCUCUGCGGCCCCAAAGAUGGCUGCCAAGCCUGAUCUAGACACAGGCUCCAUUUACUCUGAGCAAGCCCUGGGGGAUACCACAGACCCACAGUCACCCCUGGACGUGCAGAUAGACCCUGAUGCGCUUACACUGGCUACCAAACUGGACAUUAGAAACCUCUUGCUAGAAUUGAAGCAGAUGUCUGCUGCAUACAUGGCCCUAAUGAGGACAGAGGUCCAAGCGGUGACCGACCUCGUGAAAACCUCAGAAGAGGAUAUAAUAGACAUACAACAAGUGAGGGGUCUUAAAGAAACAGUGCUACAACUCCAAUCCUCCCAAUCAGCUCUGCUCAAUAAGCUGGAUGCCACAGAGGACAAAAGCCACAGAAUAAAUGUAAAAAUCCGUGGCAUCACUGAUGAAAUAGGCCAGUCGGAAUUGCCACACUACCUCAGGCGCUUCUUCGCUACCUUACUACCACAUACGCAGGCAAAAAAAGCUGGCUUUUGCACGAAUCUUUCACAUCACCAAACCUCUCCUGGCAUCCAGUUACAUGAUCAUUCAGUGCCAAACCCUAACUGCCAGAAAUAACAUCUUUGCAGCUGUGAAAGGCAAAACGCUGCUUGACUUCGAGUCUGCCAAUCUCACCUUCUAUCAGGACCUAACCAGUACCACCCUCCAGUGGAGGAGAACUCUGGGCCCAGGGACCAAUCGACUACAAGGAGCCAAUAUGACCAUUGGACAAUGCCUAAAACCCUAUCGGUUGAGCACAAGGCACCACUCUGAAACUCUCCUCUAUAAAGGAGGCAAACUCCUUCCUUCAAGCUUUGGGGUUCCCAACAGGAACUGGUCCCCCUGA